This is a messenger RNA of Paramecium tetraurelia, 1371 nucleotides long. RefSeq lists its product as uncharacterized. NCBI's taxonomy places the organism in Eukaryota, Ciliophora, Oligohymenophorea, Peniculida, Parameciidae. The transcript is spliced from 6 exons. The record is from RefSeq and is a predicted model, not a curated record. Gene Ontology annotation, molecular function: protein binding.
AUGGAAGAGUUCGAGAUAUUAGAUUUUAAUGAACUUCAGAAGGAAGAGAAGGGAAUAGACAAGGCAGCAAAAUUUUUGUAGAAGAAGAUAUAGAAUGGGUUUAAAAUCAGUAUAGUGAUUAAAAAAUAACAUAAUUUUGCAUUGCCUCCUUUGCAAUAAAAGAAAAAUGAUUUAUUCUCUAAGCAACACCAACCUAUGGACAUAAUUAGUUAAAGUUCUGAGCAAACCGAGAACAUUGAUAAAUAAGGUUCUUCAACAUCUUCGCAUUCUAGUAUCAAAAUGAAUAAAAAAUUAACUGUUCCACCAACUUAACAUGAAACACCCCAAUAAGAUUAAGAUGAACAGAAAAGUGAAAAAUCUGAAGAUGACUAGAUUUCCUUCUAUUAGAACAAAAAUAACAGUUUUGAACAUUGUCUCAAGGAUAAUUUAUUAACUCAAAAGAUACAAACAGGAUUGUUAUUCAUGAGAGAUGGUAAUUCUAAAUUAGCUCUGGAGAAGAUGAUGGAUGUGUAUAAAGAAGGAAAUGAGUAAUUAAAAUAAUGUUCGGAUUAAUAAUAAAUCUCAGUAUUAAUAAUAAUUUGCAUUUAAUCUCUUUGCUAUGCAUCCCAAGUAUUUAGGGAGUUGGGAUAAUUUAGUGAGGCAUAAAAAUGUUUGGAUAAAUGUUUAAACUAAUUUGAGAUUAAUGACUUUGAUUUAUUAUGCUAAAUAUAUAUCGCAAAGGCACAAUGUUGUUUGUUCAAUAAUUAAUACUUAUAAUCCCUAGAUUAUUACACCAAAGCAUUAAUUCAAUAUGAAUAAGUUAAUUGGAAGUUGGAAAUAGCAAAGUUAUUAGUUAAAAUCUCUUUUGUGUAUGCUUUGUUAAAUGAUUUUGCUGAUGCAAAAAAGAUUUGUUAUGAAGGAUUGUCCAUUUUACAGGGGAAACUCUCAAAUUCUGAUCCAAACAUAUAUGAAACAUACUAUACUCUGGGAUGUAUCUAUUAUCUUGAGAAGGAAUACGACUUCGCCUUGGAAUAUUUAGAUUAAUCGAAAGAAGGACUUAUUAAAUUAUAUGGCGAAAAACAUAUAAGCAUCAUAAAGAUUCUCAAUUUACAGGGUGUGAUCAACCAUUUGUAAGGAAACAGUAGUAAUGCCAUGGAACUCUAUGAAUAAAUUGUUUGUUUAUAUGGCGACUCCUAAAAUGUUGGAUUAGCAUUAGUAUUGAACAAUCUAGCCUUGGCAUAUUUGGAUAGAAUGAAAUUUAAAAGUGCGAAGUUGUCAUUUGAAAAGGCAACAGCUAUUUUGAAAUUAUAUCUCAAUGAAUAGCAUCCUACUUUUUAAAGAAUCGAGAAGAACAAGAAACUCGUCGUUGCGGCUACUUUAUCUUAUAUAUGA